CUGGGGUUGGGGACUGGGUGGUUUCUCUUCACAGCCCAAGUCCAUCUGGGGGAGGGGGCGGCUUCUCUGAAAUAGUCCCCUCCGGUAUUACUGCCUUGGUAUCUUUUAAAAAGUUUCGUCCUAUCUGAUACGGAUAAGUUCUGUGACAGAGGCGAUAUACUCACUCACUCUGCUCUGAGGAGUGGCUUUUCUGCAUGGUAUGGAGUACAGAGUUGUAGAGUGAAGAUGGCGUGGGCUUCCCAUGUUCGAAUCUCUAGUAUGGCCCGAGUUCGGGCAGGUUGUCGCCUCCCUCAGCCUCCUUCUCAUCUGUGAACUGAGGUUAAUGACACCAACUUCUCAGGAUAGUAGUGGGGUUUUCAAAGAUGACACAGGCCACAUGCAUAGCUCAGGGCUGGCACAUACAAGGGGUUUAAUCAAGAGUAACUUUAAAACAUCAGUUGAGAUAGGGAAAGUGUUAGGGAAAUUGGAGGCAAAUCUUGAUGGGCUUAGGUGAAAGGCCCAUGUCCAAGUUUGGGAGGCUCCAUUUGAAUCUGAGGAUGUGACUCCCGUCUCGGCAAACAGGAGUGUUUCCUCUUCUGGGCCCCCAGAAUCAAUGCCUCAGGCCGAGUCCCAGCCACUCAUAUCGUUUCCAAUCUUCCAUUGUCUGGAAUCUCAGAUGUGUGGGCUCAUGUGCUGCAAGAUGGGACAGGCCCGGCGAGGAGCUGGGUAGGCUGGGCUUGUCCUACCUCAGGACCUGGCCCAGUCCAGCCUCGGGCAGGGACUGGCAGAGGUGGCUGUGGGAGGCCGGCAUCUCAGUCUGUCCGGCUCCCCCGGAAGGCAAGGCCACUGAGCCUGCUCCGCCUCCUGUCUACCGGGCCCGUGCCUCCAGGCUGGCCUCUUCUCCCUGGCUCUCCAGGCACGGUGAGCCUAGGAAGAUCACACUCUUCCUCUAGUCUGCUCAGUCCUGAAUUCGCCUGAGAGCCAGUGGGGGCAGGCACAACCCCUAGAAAUCAUACUCGAGGGUGACCCCAAACCAAGAUUAUUCUGUCUUCCUCAUAAUCUCCCCCGAAAUGGUCACUACCAUCUUGCCAAGUGCUUACUAUUAAUAUAUCACUGUGCUAAACCAUUUGUAUAUGUGAUUUCAUGUAAUCCUGACCUUAGGUACUAUUAUUACCCCAUUGUAUAGAUGAAGAAAUUAAGACUUAAACUGAACUUGUGAGGCCAUAUAACUACACGAACUCUUAAGCCCUGCUUUCCCUAAUGUCUUCCUCACCUGCCGCUAUAUCUCAUCCAUUCUUCCUACUUGGUAUUUAGUCUACCUAUAAAAUUGUUGUUGUUUUGAUCAAACCUAACACUCAAGGACGAGGGACAAGGGCCCAUGUCAGACCAGAAUUCUAUCCCUAAGGAUGAUGAGGGCUGGGCUGUCAGAGACCCAGACCCUCAGGCCUGUGAGCUCCACAUUCUCUGACCCCAGCUGUGGUCCAGAUUGGUGGUCAGACCUUCACGCGAUUUGACCAAGUGAUGACAUGGUCCUCGGCCCUGCUGUACUGCCGCAGCCACCACACGGACCUGGCCGACCUGCAGAUGGUGACAGACAAGACAGGCAAGGAGGCCUUGAGAUCCAUCAUGAGUGAGACUGAAGCCUGGAUUGGCCUCUACCUCAAUGCGAACUCUGGAUCUCUGAGCUGGUCCAGUGACCUGGGGGCCAGCAUCCCCUCCUGGCUGCAGGUGCCGAUGAUGGUGAGAGGACUGUGCGCAGCUCUCGGCAUCUAUAUGACCUACUCCCCAAGAGUGUACUCAGUGAACUGCUCUUCCCCGCUGCCCUUCAUCUGCUUCUAUGACCCCUCCACUGGACACCGGGCAUCAGCAGAGUUGCCUCCACUCUUCCGCACUUCCCCAACUUCCCCAACAGAAGUGACAGAGGAAACAACUUCCAGGCCAGGCAGAGGUGUUUUGAGCCUGUCCUUGGCUGGAUCUGGGUCUUCAGGGUCUGGGGAAGUGGCAAGGGUGGCUUGCAGGCUGCAUAGGCCCCUCCUAGAAGGGCCAGUGAAUGCCUAGAAAAGGGGUGAGCUAAGGGGGCAGCAGUCAAGGGCCACUUAUACAGACGGGAGUUUCCCUCUGCUUCCCACCCUGCUGGUCCAGCCAGGGAUGGGGGAAGGAGGACUGGGCCACAUCAAACUCCCUUUUCUUGGAAUUGGGCCACUGAAUUUGCAGCUCCAGGGCCAAGAGACCCAGGAGAGGCUGUACAGUCUCUCAGGUGAGAGGAUGAGAUCCUGGCUUGGGAGACCAAGGGGAAGACACCCGAGCAGUACUCCUGAGGAGGAAUCCUCAGAGAGGUCCUGAGGCUCAGCAUCAGAGGGAAGCACUGCAAAGUCCCUCCGAAUUGCAGGCUCCUCUGCAGGGAGAGGAUGAGGGAUGAGCUGUUGUCAUUAUGUGUGGGGAGGUGGCUGGGAAGGACAGUGACCGCAUUCCUAUAGCACUUUAAAAUUCCUGAAACAUCUUCACAGCUAUUACCUCAUUUUACUUCCCAAGAGUUCUGAGGCUAACUAGAAUAAUUGAGGGCAAAAUCACCGUUUUCCUGGCCUUCUUACAGAUUCCUGUGUCACACAAAGGGAUUAUUGCCUUUUUUGAGCACACAGAGAAGUGAGGGCACUUGAUCAAGGUCGAGCAGAGCCUCGUUCAUUCACUCGUUAAAAAGUGUGGAUGGAAUCUUGUGCUAGCUCAGGCACAGCCACCAGGCAAGAUUUUGGGGAGGGAAGGCUUGUUCUGAAGCUUCUCACCGCCAGCUGGGAAGAGGCUGGUGCUUGGUAUAGUCACAGGUGUGGUGGGGACACUGAGAAGGGGAGCAUCUCGCCCCUAUAAUUGUCCAGAGGAUUUCCCGGAGGAGGUGACUUUAUAACCAUCGGAAGGAUGAGGAGGAUUUAACUUGCAGUGUUGUGGGGUGCGGGGCUGGGUGAGGACUGCAGGUGGAAGGAGCUGCAGGUGGGGUGGGGACAGUCAGCACUGGAGAGUGUGGGAGCCCAGAUCCUGCCGGCCGGGCCCUCUGUGAGUCGCCAGGGACCUCACCCUGAAAGCGAUAGAGCCCAGGCCGGCCGUGGUCAGAUUUGGGUCAGAAGCUGGGUGACAGCCUGUCUUCUUCUCAUCUAAGUCUAUCCUGGCACCUGCCUGGCUGCCCCAGGCUCACCGGCCACCUGGGCCGCGCUAUGGGGUUCAGGAG
This is a messenger RNA of Macaca mulatta (Rhesus monkey), 3196 nucleotides long. RefSeq names its product C-type lectin domain containing 20A (gene CLEC20A). The record is from RefSeq and is a predicted model, not a curated record. Lineage: Eukaryota; Metazoa; Chordata; Mammalia; Primates; Cercopithecidae.